Molecule: messenger RNA, 846 nt
Organism: Medioppia subpectinata
Lineage: Eukaryota; Metazoa; Arthropoda; Arachnida; Sarcoptiformes; Oppiidae
Source: the annotation of a GenBank genome assembly
AUGGUUCACAUGGGAUCCGUUCGGAGAUUUUCGUGGCCUUUGGAUCCCACUUCGGAUGAGACUAAUUGUGAUUAUAAUAGCAACGACUUGACGACUGGCAGAUACAUAGACAUCGAUAACAUUAAUCUAGUGGUCAGACUUCAGACAUAUGUGGACGACAUCAUCGGUUCGGCUGAUCGGCAGACAGUGUGUGGCAAACACUGUAACCAAAACUGUCGACUCCAUUGGCGGCGAAACACUUGUCGCACAUCACAGCCGACGCCACUGCAGACGCCGCCGACUCAGCGCUCAGCCAAUGGUCUCAUCGCUAGAUAUCAUCCAAAUGUAAAUAACGAGGUCGUGAUCGACAUCAACGACAACACCAAUGCAAACACUGUGACUGACAUCAAAGUUCCGAUCGUCAAGAGCUUAAUCUCGCGUUUCAAGUCGUCCUCGACGUCCACCACAUCGGACUCGAGUACCACCUGUUCCUCGUGUAGGGCUCGACAGUCGAUAUCAUCGAACAGUUCCGCGUCGAGCAGUUGCGGUCGCAGCGCAACAGAAGCGGGACAUGUGAUCGCCAACCAAAACAUACUGACCAAUAGUUUGUCGGACACCAGCAGUGAUAGUGAAAUCGUGUCGGAUAUCUCGGACUUCAGCGAUGACCACAACUCCUCACACACUUCUGAUCUCAUGUUUAAUGAGUUAAUUCUCGGAGAGUUGUCUGAAAUGAGACAAAUACUCGAAGAGAUACUCAGCAAUAGAGACCAAUUGGGCUCCGAUUUUAAUCAGUCAAACACUGAAGAAUUGUUCAAAUUGUUUGGAUUUUCACUAUCAGUGUUGCGCUCAAUAAUUGCUCGACUUUAG